Nerophis lumbriciformis (worm pipefish) is the source of this 1603-nucleotide messenger RNA. RefSeq names its product isoaspartyl peptidase/L-asparaginase. Gene Ontology annotation, cellular component: cytoplasm. Lineage: Eukaryota; Metazoa; Chordata; Actinopteri; Syngnathiformes; Syngnathidae. Gene Ontology annotation, molecular function: asparaginase activity. The record is from RefSeq and is a predicted model, not a curated record.
CUAACCAGAAGUAGAGCUGGAGCAAAGUACAUUUGUCACAAACUAAACAGGCAACAAACUACUUGCAUCCGACAGGUGUGCCAUUUAGUGUUCGUGUAGGAAGAUGCCAGCGGUCAUAGUCGUGCACGGCGGAGCGUGGGCCAUUCCCGAUGACCUCGCCAAGGUGAAAAUGGAUGGAGUGAAGGCAGCAGCACGUCAAGGCUUUGCUGUGCUGCAAAAAGCAGGCAGCGCCCUGGAUGCUGUCGAGUUGGCCGUGCGGGCCUUGGAAGAUAACCAUGUGUUCAAUGCAGGUCACGGAGCAGCUUUAAACACAAACGGAGAAGUGGAGCUGGACGCCAUCAUCAUGGAUGGAAAGACGCUGGCUUGUGGUGCGGUGUCAUCAGUGAAGAACAUCGCCAACCCUGUUACUUUGGCACGCGCAGUGAUGGAGAAGACUGACCACGUCAUGUUGACCGACAGCGGCGCAAACCUGUUUGCAGAGAGCAUCGGCAUGGCCACGGUUCCCACCGAUACGUUGGUGUCCAAUUACGAGAGAAAAGAAUGGGAGAAGCACAAGAAAUAUGUGACAGGUGUAAUGGAAAGCUUCAACUCUCGCUGGGCCCAUGAUACUGUCGGUGCUGUUGCUGUGGACUGCUCUGGAAAUGUGGCCUGUGCCACAUCCACUGGAGGCAUCCGAAAUAAAAUGGUCGGCAGAGUUGGCGAUUCCCCCGUCAUCGGCUGUGGCGGAUAUGCAGACAACUUGAGUGGUGCAGUAUCUUGUACCGGCCAUGGAGAGUCCAUCCUGAGAGUCACACUGGCCAAACACAUCCUUUCUCACAUUGAACAAGGUAAAUCCGUGGCCCAGGCGUGUGACAUGUCACUGCAGUACAUGGGAGAGCGGGUGCGUGGCGCUGGCGGGGUCAUCGUUGUUUCUCCAACGGGUCAGUGGGCAUCAGCGUUUACCACAGAGCGAAUGGCUUGGGCCGCUGUGGAUAAUAAUGUUCUGUACUAUGGAUUAGAACCCAUUGAAAAACUGAAAGAAUAACACUUUUUUACUUUGCUUACAUGUCAUGCAAUAGAGAUCUAUGUUUUCUAUAUGUAUUUCUCCAAUUGUAGACACAUUUUAAACAUUUGUUUUAACUAUCUUGUGAAAUCACAACUUUGUUUUUACUAAGUUAGACUGAUUUGAGAGCAUAUGUUGUAGUUGAGCAAUAAGUUAACGUAUUAAUUAUGCUAUUUGCAGCAAAAAGCAUUACAUUAGAUUACAACUGAAAUGAUCAGUAACAAUUAAUGGAUUAAAUGGUGCGGUAUAGCUCGGUUGGUAGAGUGGCCGUGGCAGCAACUUGAGGGUUGUAGGUUCGAUCCCCGCUUCCGCCAUCCUAGUCACUGCCGUUGUGUCCUUGGGCAAGACACUUUACCCACCUGCUCCCAGUGCCACCCACACUGGUUUAAAUGUAACUUAGAUAUUGGUUUUCACAAUGUAAAGUGCUUUGAGUCACUUGAGAAAAAGCGCUAUAAUAAAUGUAAUUCAAUUAAAAAAAUUAAAAGUAAAAAAAAUCAGUGGUUCUCAAACUUUUUUCAACAAGUACCACCUCAGAAAACACUUGGCUCUUCAAGUAUGUAU